CUCCCCCUCUUCCUGCUUGCAAACUCCACACUGAGCGUCCGACAGCCUGCUGCUCACCUGGAGGACCGACACACCUGUGUGAGCAUCACUGGAGAAUGUAGCUGCAGUUGUCCAGCCAGGACAGAGAAACACGCCACCAUGGGAGAAGCUCAGAAGGGCUUGCUCUCUGUCAUCGAGAAGCUGAAGGGAACCACAGAGCAGGAGGUCAGAAUAGUUCUUCUGGGUUUGGACAACGCCGGCAAAACCACCCUGCUCAAGAGUCUGGCGUCUGAAGAUGUGAACACCAUCACACCGACUCAGGGCUUUAACAUCAAGAGCGUCGCCUCUCAUGGCAUGAAACUCAAUGUCUGGGACAUCGGCGGUCAGAGGAAGAUCAGACCCUUCUGGAAGAAAUACCUUGAGAACACAGACCUGCUGAUAUAUGUGAUUGACAGCGCUGACAAGAAGCGGUUUGAAGAGACAGGACUGGAGCUGUCGGAGCUCAUUGACGAGGAGAACCUGAAGGGCGUUCCAGUUCUCAUCUUUGCCAAUAAGCAGGAUCUGGCCACAGCGUCACCAGCCAGUGAGAUCGCAGAGGGACUGAACCUGCACACGUACAGGGACCGCGAGUGGCAGAUCCAGGCGUGCUCAGCUGUGUCCGGAGAGGGAGUUCAGGAUGGAAUGAACUGGAUUUGCAACAACAUCGUCAACAAGAAGAAAUGAACCAACCCUUGAAACGUCAUUCUUAUAUGGAGUCUCUGAAGUCUUUCUACUCUUUGUCUUUUUUUUUUUAUGUCAAGGAUGUGUGUAGCUCACUCGACUAUGUCAAAGGGACAAUGUUGAAUCUCUUCUUUAAUGUGUGCGCGCGUGCAGCAAUUCUGUUCCACGAGGAAAUAACAAAUAAUAUAAUCCUCAGUUUAUGUGAGUGUCAUGUCAGUGCGUAGUGAAAUUAACUAGUCAAAUCAAAUAAUAAAAUAUGUUUCUGUUGAACUGA
This is a messenger RNA of Synchiropus splendidus (mandarinfish), 973 nucleotides long. It is a transcript of the gene arl3l1, whose product is annotated as ADP ribosylation factor like GTPase 3, like 1. Gene Ontology annotation, cellular component: cytoplasm; microtubule cytoskeleton. Gene Ontology annotation, molecular function: GTPase activity; GTP binding. The transcript has 7 exons. The record is from RefSeq and is a predicted model, not a curated record. Gene Ontology annotation, biological process: cilium assembly. Lineage: Eukaryota; Metazoa; Chordata; Actinopteri; Syngnathiformes; Callionymidae. Bases 139 to 702 code for a protein of 187 amino acids.